AUGUCUAAAUCAUCGGACAGAAGACUCGCGGGAGGUUCUAGGGCAGCCAGCUACCUCCAUGGGGCACAAAAGAGUGGUCAAUAUGAAGGUCAUUUUCAGAACAAAACUCGACCGGAAAUUGUUCAAAACCAAGCUCGACCGGAUACUGUUCACCAACGUGGUCAAUAUAAUACUUCCGGUAAAGUUUCUAAAGUUUCUGAUAAACUUCCACAUAAAGGUUCUGAAAACUCGCCUUAUUCAAAGGUUUCCAAACCAAGCAAGACAGUUCGCCGCAGUGCCAAUGGCAAAUCUUGGAAAGAUGACACGUUGGUGGAAUGGGAUCCCAACCAUUUUCGGCUCUUUGUGGGCAAUUUGGGCCCCGAUGCAAACGACCAACUUUUGGUAGAAGCGUUUGAAAAGUACCCUUCUUUUGUUAAGGCAAGGGUUCCGCGAGACAAGCGCACAGACAAGAACAAGGGGUACGGAUUUGUGGCUUUUUCCAGUGCUGAAGACUAUCUUCGUGCCUUUAAAGAGAUGAACGGAAAGUAUGUGGGACUUCAUCCGGUUCAGUUGAAACGAGCUGAAACGCAGGUGAAGCCAAGAAAAAGGUAG
This is a messenger RNA of Meyerozyma guilliermondii ATCC 6260, 591 nucleotides long. RefSeq lists its product as uncharacterized. NCBI's taxonomy places the organism in Eukaryota, Fungi, Ascomycota, Pichiomycetes, Serinales, Debaryomycetaceae. Gene Ontology annotation, molecular function: mRNA binding. The transcript has a single exon. The record is from RefSeq and is a predicted model, not a curated record. Bases 1 to 591 code for a protein of 196 amino acids.